Ornithorhynchus anatinus (platypus) is the source of this 1706-nucleotide messenger RNA. It is a transcript of the gene WNT10A, whose product is annotated as Wnt family member 10A. Gene Ontology annotation, molecular function: frizzled binding; cytokine activity. The record is from RefSeq and is a predicted model, not a curated record. Bases 1 to 1248 code for a protein of 415 amino acids. The transcript has 4 exons. Gene Ontology annotation, biological process: cell fate commitment; neuron differentiation; multicellular organism development. Gene Ontology annotation, cellular component: extracellular region. Lineage: Eukaryota; Metazoa; Chordata; Mammalia; Monotremata; Ornithorhynchidae.
AUGGGCAGCCCCCGGCCCCGGCCCCGGCCUCGACCCCGUCCCGCCCUCUGUGCCCUCCUGCUGCUGCUGCUGCUGCUGGCCGCCGCCGUGCCCAGAUCGGAGCCAAAUGACAUCCUGGGCCUGCGCCUGCCGCCGGAGCCGGUGCUGAACGCCAACACCGUGUGCCUGACCCUGGCCGGGCUGAGCCGGCGCCAGCUGGACGUUUGCGUCCGUCGCCCGGACGUGGCCGCCUCGGCCGUUCAAGGUAUCCAGAUCGCCAUCCACGAGUGCCAGCACCAAUUCCGCCACCAACGCUGGAACUGCUCCAGCCUGGAGACCCGCAGUAAGAUCCCCUACGAGAGCCCCAUCUUCUCCAGAGGUUUCCGAGAGAGCGCCUUCGCCUAUGCCAUCGCCGCUGCGGGAGUGGUCCACGCCGUGUCCAACGCGUGCGCCCUGGGCAAGCUGCGGGCCUGCGGCUGCGACCAGGCCCGGCGUGGGGACCAGGACACCUUCCGUCUCAAGCUGCACCGCCUGCAGCUCCACGCCCUGCAGCGCCGCAAGGGCGUCAGCCACGGGGUCCCCGAGCGGACCCCCCAGCCCCCCGAGGGGGACCCCCGGCCCCGGCCCCAGUCCCAGCCCCAGCCCCAGGACGCGUGGGAGUGGGGCGGCUGCAGCCCCGACGUGGGUUUCGGGGAGAGGUUCUCCCGCGACUUCCUCGACUCGCGGGAACCCCAUCGCGACAUCCACGCCCGCAUGAGGCUGCACAACAAUCGCGUCGGGAGGCAGGCCGUGCUGGACAACAUGCGGCGGAAGUGUAAAUGCCACGGCACGUCGGGGAGCUGCCAGUUGAAGACGUGUUGGCAGGUGACCCCCGAAUUCCGGGCGGUGGGCGCCCUGCUCCGUGCCCGCUUCCAACGCGCCGCGCUCAUCCGCCCGCACAACCGCAACGGGGUCCAGCUGGAGCCAGGAGUCCCGGGACCCCCAGGACCGGUCGCCCGGCGUCGCGCCAGCCCCUCGGACCUGGUGUACUUCGAGAAAUCCCCCGACUUCUGCGAGCGGGAGCCGAGGCUGGAUUCCGCGGGCACGGCUGGGCGUCUGUGCAACAAGAGCAGCGCGGGCUCCGACGGCUGCGGGAGCCUCUGCUGCGGUCGAGGGCACAACAUCCUGCGCCAGACCCGCAGCGAACGCUGUCACUGCCGCUUCCACUGGUGCUGCUACGUGCUCUGCGAGGAAUGCCGGGUCACCGAGUGGGUCAGCGUCUGCAAGUGACACGGACCCCCUCCUCCCCCCCAUCACCGUCCCUCCCCAGCCUCCGAAUCGGGACCACCCCCUGGUCCCCCAAACACCCCCACUGUCACCCCCUCACCCCCACCAACCCACACACACCGCCCCCCGGGCCCACUGUCGCCCAGGAGUUGAGACAGAGACUCACGCUCACUCCUGACAAGAGUCACGAACCAGGGCGUCCCCAACCCUGAGCGGGACCCGGAAAGGCCUUGGAGAUUGGGAUUGGGAUCCGGGAAGGCCUGUUAAAGAGGAGUGUGACCCGGAAAGGCCCUGGAGAUUGGGAUUGGGAUCCGGGAAGGCCUGUUAAAGAGGAGUGGGACCCGGAAAGGCCCUGGAGAUUGGGAUUGGGAUCCGGGAAGGCCUGUUAAAGAGGAGUGGGACCCGGAAAGGUCCUGGGGAUUGGGAUGGGAUCCGGGAAGGCCUAUUAAAGAGGAGACACU